AUGCCAAUCACUCCUCUCCUGGCGUUCGCCUUGAUCGCCAUGUCCUCUGCUCAGGAAACCUGUCCUGCGAUUCCUCCCAACGACGUUGAAAUUGGACAACCUGUGCCGAUUGUUCCGGGUGACAUUCCCAAGGGAUGUUCUGCGUUCGAAAUUCUUGUUGAGACUGAUGUGUCAAAUCCAGCUCGUGGCACCAGCGAGCCCAGUUUCCCAAAAUUCGGUGUCAUCGUCGGUGACCCCGUCGUGAGCAAUGUUUCUGCACAACUGCCUGGCGUCCAGGGUUAUCCAGUUCAGUACCCAGCAAGUUCUCAGGUCAUCACUGGUGGCAGACAAGGCACAGACGACAUUGUCAAGCGUUUGACUACGCAGUCUGCUGCAUGCCCCAAUCAAACCUUUGCUCUAGUUGGCUAUUCACAGGGAGCAAGUAUUAUGCAUCGGGCCGCAGAAAGGCUCCCCGUGUCUUUGUUCCCACGGAUCAAGGCAGUCGUCAUGUUUGGUGAUCCUCAGCAGAGGUUGGGCACCUUGGGAGACAAGUUUCCGAUUGGUCUGCGGCCAAAGGUGUUGCAGGUUUGUGCAAAGGGCGAUCCUGUCUGCGAUUCGGGAUCUUGCCAGUACUACCAUCUAACCUAUGUCCUCCCGAAACUGAUGGAACCCGCUGUGGCUUUCAUCGUCAGAGCAUUCCAAGGAUCACCACGCCUCUAG
Molecule: messenger RNA, 699 nt
Organism: Bipolaris zeicola 26-R-13
Lineage: Eukaryota; Fungi; Ascomycota; Dothideomycetes; Pleosporales; Pleosporaceae
Product: carbohydrate esterase family 5 protein
Exons: 4
Coding region: 1-699 (232 amino acids)
Molecular function (GO): hydrolase activity
Source: RefSeq, a predicted model, not a curated record